AAGUCUUAUUAACUCAUAGUAAAAUCAGAAAUGGAUCAAACUGCUAUGCAACAGAUUCUUAUUUCCAUCCCUGCUGUCACUCCCUGCAGUUACCGGCACUUACUAUAUUUUAUUUAUUGUGAAUUUUGCCGGUUGUAUCAAACUACAAAUGCAUUGACAAUGUAUCCGUUUAUCAACCGUAAUUAGAUCACAAAUGUAAUUUUUGGGGAAAUCUUAUGAUUAUGUUUAUUAAUGGUGUAAACUGACAUUGGCAGCAUAGCUCAUUCAAGAGAUAGCACCCCCUACAGGUGGUGUAGUUCACCUUUUGUGGAACAUGACUAACGUCCUGCACAGGAAAAAAAAAGUUUAAAUGCUUUAUAUGACAAUGAAAAUUGAGUUCUAGGAUGGUGAACAUCUGUGUAUGAGGGCACUUCAAAAACCUCUGAAGCAUGCAAAAAUCCUUGUUGGAGUUCAAUAUGUGUUUACUAAUCUCUUUCUGUAAUGUAAAGUUUGGAUUUUUUUUUUGGGAUGUCCCAGGAUAAUCCCAUGUUCCUGGUAAUUCCUGGCAUCAUAACAAUGCACACUUCCUUUUACCUGGCAAUGAGGAACCAUCACAGUGUAUCUUUCUUGUUACUCAGAGUCCCCUCCCCAGCCUGGGUGGUGAGUCAGCAGGGCACAGCAUAGAAACUUGCACUGCUCAUAGGAAGUAACUGCUGCAGAGGAAACUGUUACUGAGGCGAGAAGCAAACAGCAGCUGUGAGGUGCGAGUGGAGAAGCUGUGUGGGGAAUUGAUGCGGUGAUGGGGGAACAAAUAAUCGGCCAUUCUACAUUUUUUAAACAAAAAAGAAAUAAAGAAGUAUUGCCCACCAUGUGCACGUGGAGAAUAAUCCCAGAGACAUGGCAGGAAAAAGAUUUGACUGUGAGUUCCUGGCUGCCCACAACACCUACAGGCAGCAGCACGGAGCUGAGCCGCUGAGACUCAACCAGGCACUCUGCAAGUCUGCUCAGAGCUGGGCAGAACACAUGCUGGCAACGAAGACCAUGCAGCACAGCUCCACCAGCAACGGGGAGAACCUGUACUACACAUGGAGCUCCACCGCCAACAGCAUCGCUGGGAGUAAGGCUGUGGAGUCCUGGUACAGCGAGAUUAAAGACUACAACUUCAGAAACCCUGGCUUUGGAAGCAACACAGGUCACUUCACCCAAGUGGUGUGGAAGAGCUCAAAAGAACUGGGAGUGGGGAAGGCCACUGAUGGGAAGACGAUGUAUGUGGUGGGGCACUACAGCCCUGCAGGGAACAUAACCAACCCAGGGUACUUCCAGAGCAACGUCUUGCCUCCUGGGACUUCCGGUAACCUAGGGGGGAAGACUGUGGACUCUUCGAGCAGUGAGCGUGAUAAAGACUCCAGCUUCAGCUGCCCUUCACAAAGAGGCACUAAAGCAGGUGAUGUCACAGAUGGCUUGUGGAAGAGUCUGAAGAAGCUGUCUGUGGGGAAGCCCUCUGCUAGUGGUAUGGUCUACACUGUGGGGCAGGAGAGCCCAGCCAGGAAUCCGACCAGCUCUAGAUACCUCCUGAACCCCACCCUGCAAUCGCCUGGAGCCUCAGGAGGAGCCUGCUCACCCUCAGGCAGCGCUGGGUUCGAGGCGGAGGCCCUGGAAGCUCACAACAUGUACCGGCAGCAGCAUGGAGCCCCCCCACUGCGUCUCAGUGCUCAGCUCUCGAGAGAGGCGCAGAAAUGGGCCAGUCAGCUGCUGUCCAUGCAUGCCCUGCAACACAGCAACACCGACCACGGGGAGAACAUCUGGUGCCGGACCAGCUCGGUGAUAAUGCCAGUCUCGGGAAAGGAGGUGGUGGAGACGUGGUACAACGAGAUCAAGGACUACGAUUUCAACAGACCAGGGUUUCAGAAGAACACAGGUCAUUUUACUCAGGUGGUAUGGAGAGACUCCCGGGAGCUGGGCAUUGCCUUGGCAACAGACUCUGGGCUGGCGAUUGCGGUGGCGCGAUACGACCCCGGUGGUAACAUCACCAACCCCGGGUACUUUCAGAAGAACGUGCUGCCCAAGGGGGCACGGCCAGCAGGGAGGGAUCCAGACCUCCAGUCCAAGAGCCAGACACAGACUGUGAGAGUGAUGGUGAACAAGCCAGAGACUGUGAGAGUGAUGGUGAACAUGCCAGAGACCGUAAGAUUGAUGGGAUCCAGCAGCUCUUCCAGUGUCCAAGACAGGGAGUCAGAGCAAUUCUCACAGGCCCUGCUCAAAAAGCUGAAUGACAAGAGGCAGCAGCACGGGGCGGGACCUCUCAGACUCAGCCCCACCCUAUCGAAGGAGGCACAGGACUGGGCAGAACAUCUGAUCCAGAAGAGGGUCAUUCAGAACCACCCUGGAGACCAUGGACAGAGCAUGUGGUACCAGACCGGCACCAGCACUGAAAAUCCUUCAGGAAGUGAAGUGGCAGAGUCCUGGUAUUCAGAAUGCAGUAAAUAUGAUUUCAGCUCCCCUGGAUUUCAGACAGGAGCCGGGAACUUCUCUCAGAUGGUGUGGAAGUGCUCGACACAGGUUGGAAUCGGAUUGGCGACGGACCGCCGGGGAAUGUUCAUUGCCGUCGCUUUCUACGAUCCUCCCGGAAACAUUGACAACCGGAGCUACUUCAGAGACAACGUCCUGCCCAGGGGCUCUCGAAAGAACUAGAAACAGCUUGCACAGUUCUCAGGUCUAUUGUAGAGUCCUUCACUGUGGAGUUCCUUAAAACCGUCUUUAAAACAGCCCAUAAAGCUUUGUAAACACCGUGCGGAAUGUUUUCGAAUGGAUACGCUGCAGAUGUUUUUUAGAUGGACAGUUGUAUGUGUUUUGGAUUGCUGCUUAUGCAGCUUUUACAUUUUGAUUUUUUUUUGACACAAUUGUAAUUUAGCGAACAGAGAUUAAUGAAAUUUGGUGUCUGUGUCUCAGUGCACAGCUCUCAGAGUGUUUAAUAGAUUGUUUUAUAUCAUUCUUAUUGAGUUUAAAUAAUAUGUGACUAUGCUUUCUAUAGCUGAUGUUUUAAAUUAGGUUUUAUUAUAAGAUGUGACUGAAUUGUAUGGAAUUUGUGUGUAACUUGUGCUAAGCAUUACCCUUGCCUGUAGAAAUUGAUAAAUACAAAAAUAGA
Molecule: messenger RNA, 3124 nt
Organism: Polyodon spathula (Mississippi paddlefish)
Lineage: Eukaryota; Metazoa; Chordata; Actinopteri; Acipenseriformes; Polyodontidae
Exons: 14
Coding region: 877-2670 (597 amino acids)
Cellular component (GO): extracellular region
Source: RefSeq, a predicted model, not a curated record